AUGGUAUAUUCAAUAUGCGCUGACCUGCUCAAUUUUAGCUUCAUCCAAGUCGCUGGUUGGACACAACACAACCACUCCACCGUCCAACGCUCCUUUCCACAAUUACGAUCUCAUUCGUCCUCGAACAACGUGGCCAAGAGUAUACCAAAGUCAGCGAAGCUCGUGCCGAGGUCUAUAUCUACCGGAAAUCUGAAAUCAAUGGCUGCUGUGGCCAACGCGCCCGGCCUUCCUCCAUCGCGAGUUUUAAGCCCUUUUCAUGACGACGAUGGAACCAUGAGUACUCUACCAGACCCUCGAAGCCGCACAAUGUCUCCUGCAAACGACCAUGGCUCAUCCACCCCCACACAACAUCCUGAUCUAAGUAACGAGGUUGCCACACUCAGCAACAAACUUAUAAAUGCUAUCAAUCACCAAACAAACCUAGACGAUAGCCUCUCCGAGACCCGAAUUCAGCUUGAAGCAUCCCAAAAGCGUGUCAGGCAGCUUGAGCUAGAAAAUCAGGAGCACGCUGAUUUCCUAGCCCGCGGAGUCCUGGUCAGGAGGUCUAUUGCAGACGCGGAAAAGAAUAAGCUGCUUAUACUCCUAGCUGAGGAGAGACGGCAGCGGGCGGAAAUUGAAAAAGAUAAGAAAGGCAUUGAACAGGAACUCGAAAAUCUAACUACGGCAUUGUUUGAGGAAGCAAAUAAGAUGGUGAUAACUGCUCGAGAGGAGGCACAAAAAGAACACGAUUUUUUGCAACACAGAAAUGACCAACUCAAGGCUCAAUUGACAGACACAGAAGGACUCUUAACAUCGCACCAGGAGCAACUCUCUUCACUAAAGCAGGUUAUGGAGCAAAUGACCGAGGAAGAGGACCAACAUACAAAUCCGACAGCACCUUCCACACCCGGCUUAAGUAAAUUUGACAGCAAGGAAGAUAUCUCUCGCGAGGCAGACACAGCACAAUCGUCUGUCCCCGAUGCUGUAGCCCCAUCUUAUCCGACGAGCUUCACCCAUCUCUUACACCCAGUUCUCCGAACCGACCUCUCAGCCUACGAAGACUUCACCUCCUUAUUACGAAUGUCUAAGAACGUUGUUGGCAGCCGAGCUUCUAGUGGAUCCUACGGCAGCAUGGGCUUGGGCUUAGGUUUGGGAGCUUAUUCUGGGGGGUUGCCAGCAAGUGGCUCCACGCCGUCAAUUUCGACUGCUGCUACUCUGGGGUCCUCGCCCGCAACUCCAACGACACCUUCAUCUAUCAUUAGUAACGGCUCCACUAAUGGACCGAAUUCUUUGACUCCACUAAAAGACACCAAAUUCUAUAAAAGGACGCUGCCCGAAGAUAUUGAGCCAACUCUGAGACUAGAUACAGCGCCAGGUCUCUCAUGGCUAGCUCGACGAACCGUACUGAAUGCUAUUUGUGAAGGCUCGCUUGUUGUGGAGCCUAUGCCAACUUCUACGAGACCGUACGCUUUUGCAUGCGCGCUUUGCGGCGAGACCCGCAAAGAUCCCACGCAUAUUAGGAGCCAUCGAUUCAGAACCAGUGAAAACGAAAACGCCCAGAAAUAUCCUUUGUGCAAGUAUUGCCAUGGCCGUUUACGCUCGACAUGCGAUCUUCUGGGCUUUUUACGGAUCAUAAAAGACGGCCAUUGGAGAGCAGAUGACGAGGACGCGGAGAAAGCAGCUUGGGAAGAGUGUGUACGAUUAAGAGAGCAAAUGUUUUGGUGUCGGAUGGGUGGCGGAGUUAUUCCUACUCAACAUAUGCACCAAGAACCACGAAGCCCUCGACGCAGUGGAGACUCCAGAAUCGAACAGGAGAAGGAACUGAAAGAUGAGGUUGUACGGACAGGCGAGAUUCAACCCCGAGACAUCACACCUGUGACGGACCAACAUCCUGCCAGUUUGGAAAAGUCUACUUUUCAGAGAACCAGCAAGCCUGUUGUCCUGGAGGAUAAUGCCGAAGGCCUAUGGCAAGCUGCGCAGGAAGAUGCAGCCGCCCCUACGCUAGUUGUGGAAGCCUCUGUGGAACCGGAACCGGAAUCUGUCAAAGAGACAAUCAAUGAUGUGGAUGAUGAGGCGCCCGCUGAAAAGCAUGACGCUAUCAGAGAUUCGAUCAAGUCAACAGCUACGUUGGAAAUAACAGACGAACACCUGAAAGAAGGUGUUCAGAGGCUCUCCAUCACUAUCCCUGGAUCCUUCACAGAUGAAGCUUAG
This is a messenger RNA of Lachnellula hyalina, 2190 nucleotides long. RefSeq names its product Rab guanine nucleotide exchange factor (gene sec2). The coding region runs from base 1 to 2190 and encodes 729 amino acids. Gene Ontology annotation, cellular component: Golgi to plasma membrane transport vesicle; cell tip. The record is from RefSeq and is a predicted model, not a curated record. Lineage: Eukaryota; Fungi; Ascomycota; Leotiomycetes; Helotiales; Lachnaceae. Gene Ontology annotation, molecular function: guanyl-nucleotide exchange factor activity. Gene Ontology annotation, biological process: exocytosis. The transcript is spliced from 2 exons.